AUUAUUGACGUUGUCAAUAUUGCGAAUUCGAUUGCAUAGUUUACAGUGCUUACAGGAUAUUUGUAGCUGAAUUUCUUGAAAAUAUUUUAGAAAUGGCUACUAUAGAAGAAUUACAAAGGAAAGUGCAGGACUUGGAGGCAAAACUCGCUGCCGUACAAGGAAAUGCCGGUCUAGGUCGCCAGAAAAUAGACGUAAUGUCCUCAGAAGUGGUCGACUCUAAUCCUUACAGCCGAUUGAUGGCCCUCAAACGGAUGGGUAUAGUGAACAACUAUGAGAAGAUCCGUGAGAUGUCCGUGGCCGUGGUCGGUGUGGGUGGAGUGGGGAGUGUGACCGCUGAGAUGCUCACCCGAUGUGGUAUUGGCAAGUUAAUACUCUUCGAUUAUGACAAAGUGGAGUUAGCAAAUAUGAACCGGCUGUUCUUCCAACCGCACCAAGCCGGCCUCAGCAAGGUGGACGCCGCGGCCGCUACGCUGCAGAACAUCAACCCGGACGUAGCCAUAGAUACGUACAACUACAACAUCACCACUGUUGAUAACUUCCAAAAGUUCUGCGACACUAUCAGCACGGGAAGUUUGACCGGCGGUCCUGUGGACCUGGUGCUGAGCUGCGUGGACAACUUUGAGGCGCGCAUGGCUAUCAACACCGCCUGCAACGAGCUCAACCAGAAGUGGUUCGAGUCCGGCGUGAGUGAGAAUGCUGUGUCGGGCCAUAUACAAUUCAUUGUGCCGGGGGAGACUGCAUGUUUUGCUUGCGCUCCGCCGUUAGUAGUGGCAUCUAAGAUCGACGAGAAGACGUUGAAGCGCGAAGGUGUUUGCGCCGCCAGCCUCCCCACCACAAUGGGCAUCGUUGCUGGAUUUCUAGUCCAAAACACGCUGAAGUACCUGUUAGAGUUCGGGACGGUCAGCCACUAUUUAGGAUACAGUGCACUGACAGACUUCUUUCCCACAAUGAGCUUGAAGCCGAACCCGCAGUGCGACGACCGCGAGUGCGUGCGGCGGCAGCAGGAGGCGCGGCGGCGGCCCGCCGUCGAGCUCGCCACCGAGGUCACCGAGGACGCCGCGCCGCUGCACGCCGACAACCACUGGGGAAUCAGCCUAGUGGACGAGAACACGCCAGAUGAUGACGAUGCAUCCAAUUUGAAACUGGUCGACGGCGUUCAGGUGGCGUACAGCAUCCCGGUAGACAACAGCACUCCUGAGUCCAGCACGGGAGGUGCGGUGGCCGCCUCCGAGCUCUCCCUUGAAGAACUGAUGCAGCAGAUGAAGUCCAUGUAAGCGUAGCAGCCGCCACCACAUCCUCUCCGCUGUACGCACCCGCUGUACUGUUGACAGAAGACAUACGAUGGGAUCGUCAGGUAAAGGUGGAGUUAGACAUAUAAUAAACGGCACAAACCUAUUCAAUAUACCGAGAUUAUCAAUAUAUCAAAAUCGUUCGCGAAUGUAAUAGAGUUAUAAGAAAGAAUGGUGUUACGUCCGUCAUACAUGGAUUUAACGCUUCUAUGGGAUCGUAACAAAAUCAGUGAGCAAAUUAUUUUAUCGAUAGACACACUUUCGCUGCUUCAUGUACGAGACGACAUCCGGCAUCUUGUAAUUUUUUUUACGUGCUUGGUGUCUGUCUAUAAAUUUGUUUACCUCUCGUCUUAAAGGGCAGAUGGUUUUCGUGUACAUGAGAUUUUGGUAUGUAUGUCAAAUGCUGUUAGCUUGUUUACCAUAAAUAUUGAAGGGGAAGGUAAAGGAUGAGAGUUCGCUGGCUCGGAGAUGUAAAUCAUGAGGAUGAAGUCAGAUCAAUUGGCUUAUCGUGAGGAAUUCACUAAGAAUUAAUCACAGUUACCAGGGGGUCCCAUGUGGAGGUCGUUUUGAUAGGGUAACAAUCCCAUCACCCCACUCGUUUGGUCUAACUCCAUUUUAACAAGGUCAGCAACACGCGACACCCAUGCUGUAAGCUUUCAUGGGCUAAGCGGCCGCUUACCAUCAGGCGUGCUGUAUGCUUGAUAGCAUUCGUCGUUGUAUAAACAAUAUAAUUGUCAUGAAGAAAUUUGUACGUAAGAAUUCAAAAUGCUAUUAGGCGAUGUUAGCUGAAUGUACUACAAUAGGUAUGUUUGAUGUAGCUUAACUAUACUUUAUUAAUUGUAUAAACAUACUAAGAGAUAAAUGGGUAACAGUAUAU
Messenger RNA from Galleria mellonella (greater wax moth), 2166 nucleotides. It is a transcript of the gene Uba5, whose product is annotated as ubiquitin-like modifier-activating enzyme 5. Gene Ontology annotation, biological process: protein ufmylation. The transcript is spliced from 9 exons. The record is from RefSeq and is a predicted model, not a curated record. Lineage: Eukaryota; Metazoa; Arthropoda; Insecta; Lepidoptera; Pyralidae. Bases 93 to 1274 code for a protein of 393 amino acids. Gene Ontology annotation, cellular component: cytosol; cytoplasm. Gene Ontology annotation, molecular function: UFM1 activating enzyme activity.